UUCUUACUUUUUACUUUUCAUGUAUUUAUAUUAUUUUCUGUGUUCCUUUUAUUUUCAGCAGUAAAGGGGAAAAAGCCAAAAGAAAAGAAAAGAAAAGAAAGUAUCUUUACCUUGUGAAGGGCAUAUUUUAUAUUGCAACUUUCAAAGGAAAAAGAUUUUAUUUUUAUUUUUUCUUUGCAUGUCUAACUCAGAAAUCAAUAUCACAACCAAACCCAGUUCAACUUUGACUUUAAUUGCUCUUAUCAUUAUUCUAAUAAACUGUUCUAGUAGGUGGAAUUUUUUCUUUUUCUUUUUUUACUUCUGUUUUCUUCAAAAAUUUCUAGCUUUGUUUUUUGUUUUAAUCUUAAACAAAAUUUUCUUUUGUGAUACCUUUGUCUAAAAUCCCUUUUCCAGCUUUGAAUAGGACUGCAUUUUUCCAACAUUGCAUAUCUAUGCUCCUAAAUUUAGGUCUCAUCUAUGCCUUAAAAGUUUCUUUUUUUUUUUUAAUCCACCUGCUCAUCAAAACCACAUGUUUUGAAAUCUCUUUACAGUUCAUUCAUGCAUUAAUAAAUAACUUUGGAUUAAGUCAUAUUCUUUUCCAUUAUCCUGAUAUUCACUCAAUCACUCCUCAAAUCUUGUUGUUUUAGUCAAAUUAUUAAUGCUCAUUCGUUGGUAAGGGACCUGAAGGGUAACCUCGGGUUCUUCCCUUUUUCUUCUUGGGUUAUGGUCAAGGUGGUAUUUUAUGCCGGCUACUUGAAUUUGUGGGCUCCUGACUUUACCUUUCAGCAUAUGCAAUAUGCUUGAACAGGAUAAACUUCUCCAUGGUUUUGCUCUCCUUUUAUGUAUCUCUCUUGGGUCAUUGCUAUCUGGGAUUGCAGUUUCAGAAAUUCCAUUGGGGUCAAAACUUUCUGUAGGAGAAAGUACUUCCUGGGUUUCUUCUAAUGGUGAUUUUGCAAUUGGAUUUUAUAACUUCCCUGAUCAGCCAAAACAGUUUAGUGUUGGCAUUCGUUUCAAUUCGAAGUCUGUUCCUGUCGAUAAACAGACAGUGGUUUGGGUUGCCGGAGGUGAUGUUACUGUGGGUAACAAUUCAUAUUUCCAGCUUCAAGAGAAUGGGGAAUUGGUUCUUUUUGAUGCCUUGCAGGGUGAAGAAGUGUGGACCAGCAAAACAAGCCAAUUAUCUGUGGCAUUAGCGGUUCUUCGCGACGAUGGCAAUCUCGUCUUACUGAAUGAGAAUAGAGAUGUAAUUUGGCAAAGCUUCGAUAGUCCAACAGAUACACUUCUUCCUGGCCAGAGACUUUCUACUUUUAGAACAUUGAGAGCUGCCAGUCAAAACUAUGUUUCGAGUUUAUAUAGCCUCUACAUGAAUGUGUCUGGUCAGUUACAACUAAAGUGGGAGAGCAGCAUCAUCUAUUGGAGUGCCGGAAGGCCUUCUCAUUCAAAUCUCAGUGCUGUUCUCACUUCAGAUGGAAGCCUGCAACUUGUGGCCCCCAAUUUGGAAAGGUUUUGGUCUGUGUUUGGAGAAGAUCAUAAUGACGCUGUGAGAUUCAGGUUCCUCCGGCUGGAUGUGGAUGGUAAUUUGCGGUUAUAUUCAUGGAUGGAGGUUUCACAAACGUGGAGAUCAGUUUGGCAAGCUGUUGAGAAUCAGUGUAAUGUCUUUGCAACUUGUGAUCAACAAGGCAUCUGCGCAUUUAAUGCUUCUGGUUCCCAUGUUUGCACUUGCCCAUUUCACCAUGCAGUGCAAUCAAAUUCAAAAUGUUUGGUUUCAUCUCAGCAUGACUGCAAACCAGGAUCCAUUAUGGUUGAGCAUGCCAAAAUGUUCCUUUACGGAAUUUACCCAGUUCACGAUUUUAUCUCCCGAACUAGUCUAGACAAAUGCAAAAGCAUGUGCCUAAGUGACCCAAGUUGCACUGCAGUAACCUUCACAAAUGAUGGAAGUGCAAAAUGCAGGAUGAUGAAAACUCAGUAUGUCAGUGGUUAUUCGGAUCCAUCACUUAGUGCAACCUCUUUUGUUAAGAGGUGUUCGGACCCCUUAGCUGCUGAUCCCAUCUUCCCAUUGAAGUCUCCACCGCAAGCACACAAGGAGCCUUAUAAUAUUUGCAUUCCUUGUCUAGUUGGAGCAGCCUCGGGCACAAUUUUUAUUUUUAUUGUGAUUCAGUUGGGAAUGGGAUUUUACCUUUACAAAAGAAAAAACAACUACAGGAGAUUGGCUUCUUUAGCUCAUUCCCGUCCUGGUUCAAAAUGUUUAAUAAUGUUAUCCUUCACUGAGAUUAAGGAGCUUACUGGGAAUUUCAAUGAUCAAAUUGGGCCGAAAAUGUUCAAAGGUGCCUUACCUGAUAAACAACCAGUCGCAGUCAAAGAGCUGGAAGGAACUAUUGAAGCAAGAAAGUUUCGAGCUGCUGUGUCAAAGGUGGGAAGCAUUUAUCACAAAGGUCUUGCCAAGCUGGAAGGCUAUUGUUGUGAGUUCAAUCACAGGUAUUUGGUCUAUGAAUAUGCUGAGAAUGGCUCUCUGGAGAAAUACAUAGAAAAUCCAACACUUGCUGAGAGACUGACAUGGAGAAAGAGGAUGGAUAUUAGCAUAAACGUUGGUAGAGCCAUAUUUUAUUUGCACACCGAGUGUAGAGAAUUUCUAUGCCAUGGAAAUUUGAAAUGUGAAAAUGUAGUCCUUGAUGAAAAUUUUGAGGCCAAAGUGAAGGAAUUUGGGUUGGGGAUGCUUUAUGGUGAAGCAUCCUCCCGUAGGGCUUCAGCACAGAAAGAUGUGGAAGAUUUUGGCAAGAUGGUUUUGACAUUAGUUAGUGGGUUUAAAGAAGUGAAGGAUGUUCUUGAUUGGGCUUACAAAGAAUGGAUGGAAGGCCAUCCGGAGAACGUAGUAGAUAAAAGACUCAAGAACGAAGUGGAUGCUGAGGAAUUGGAAUGUGCAUUGAGAAUCACAUUUUGGUGCCUUCAAGCAGAUGAACGGGUGAAACCAUCUAUGGGGGAGGUAGUGAAGGUGUUGGAGGGCACACUUCCUGCCGAUCCUCCUCCGCCACCUUUCAGUUGUCUGAUAUCAGCGAGGGAGGUUGAAGACACCUCUGAAUCUGGCUCAGAGGUAUAGAAUUGUAAUCCUUUUCAUUGAUUUUCGCUUUUCAAUUGUGUAGUUGAAUUAGAGCUAACAUUCUCACCUAUAACAAUGAGGUUUUGUUCCAUAGGGCAUUUGCUCUUUUUCCCUACUGAUGUUAGUGGAAAAGCAUCUUUUGUCAAA
Gossypium raimondii (Peruvian cotton) is the source of this 3217-nucleotide messenger RNA. Its product is annotated as G-type lectin S-receptor-like serine/threonine-protein kinase SD3-1. Lineage: Eukaryota; Viridiplantae; Streptophyta; Magnoliopsida; Malvales; Malvaceae. Gene Ontology annotation, biological process: protein phosphorylation; recognition of pollen. The coding region runs from base 776 to 3070 and encodes 764 amino acids. The record is from RefSeq and is a predicted model, not a curated record. The transcript has 2 exons. Gene Ontology annotation, molecular function: ATP binding; protein serine/threonine kinase activity.